CAUCACCAGGACGCAUCAUCAUUAUCGUCACGUGCCUGGAGCCUGUAAAACAUAAUGGCAACAGAUACAGAAUUAGCAGCAGAUGCUGAAUGGAUCAGCAUCUCAGCCCCAGAUGAACCUGUUGCUGCUGUGGCUGAGUCCAUGACUGAUCGUGUGCGUCGAGUUGACGCAGACAUCAGAGACAUUACAGAAUAUUACCGUGUCAAUGUGUCGCCCGCCCGCCGAGAUGUACUGCAGCGAUAUUACGCACAAGAGCUCAUCAAGCUGUCUCUGGUAAAAUUCAACAGCAUCAACCAGCAAGACCGCGCCGACUAUCUGCUGCUGCGCAACCAUUUGCAACGCAGCGCUGCUCGCCUGCAAGCAGAGUGGGAUACUGUUUUGGCAUUAGGGCACUUUAUGCCCUUUGCCGACAACAUAGUUCUCAUCUCUGAAGCUCGUGAGCGUGUUGAUCUUGUCUCUGCCCAGAGCACCGCUCAGCAUCUGGACAAUGUAGCCAAGCUAGCCGCUCAAACCACCCUUCGCAUAAAAAACGGCAAUCUCACUACAUCCAAAGUCAACGGAUAUAGACUUGUUAAGUAUGCACAGAAUCUAAAGAGUGCGCUGGAUGAGCUCGGUGUAUUCUAUGCCACAUAUGACCCCAUGUUUGACUGGUGGGCGUCAAAGCCGUUGAAAGAUGCAAAGGCUGCGCUGGACGACUACAUCCAAGUCGCAUCCUCUGUACUAGCGGGCAUCGGGCCUGAAAACGGCGAUGAAAUUAUUGGCGAGCCCAUCGGCCGCGAAGCUCUACUUACCGAACUUAGGGUGGAAAUGAUUGCAUAUAGCCCCGACGAGUUGGUAGACAUUGCCAACAAUGUCUUUAGCUGGUGCGAGCAUCAAAUGAAGCUUGCGUCCAAGGACCUCGGGUUUGGCGACGACUGGAAAGCUGCUCUUGCACACGUCAAAGAGCAGACUGUAGAACCAGGCAAAUACCCGCAUUUUGUCAGACAGCUAGCUCGCGAAGGUGCAGACUACGUCGAGCAGCACAACUUGCUCACUGUCCCGCCCAUUGCAAAGUCCACUUCCCGCGUCACCAUGCUGGACCCCGAAAAGCAAAAGGUGUCGCCGUUCUUCCUAGGCGGCCCUGGCAUCCUUGUUGCGUAUCCUACCGUCGAUAUGCCGCACGACUUGAAGCAAAUGGUGAUGCGCGGCAACAAUCGGUACUUUGCCCGGGCGACGGCGUUCCACGAGCUCAUCCCCGGCCACAAGAUGCAAGAGUACAGCAUGGCGCGGUACAAUACGCACCGCAAGCUCUUCUCCACGCCAUUUUGGACUGAAGGCUGGGCACUCUACUGGGAGCUCCUGCUCUGGGACCGAGGCGAUUUCUUUGUCUCACCCGAGGAUAAGAUUGGCACGCUCUUCUGGCGCAUGCAUCGAUGUGCACGCAUCAUCUUCUCGCUGAGCUUUCAUCUUGGGCAGAUGACGCCUCAAGAGUGUGUGGAUCUGCUGGUCAACAAGGUCGGACAUGAGCGGUCGACUGCCGAGGCCGAGGUGCGGCGCUCGUUUAACGGUGAAUGGGCGCCGCUGUACCAGUGCGGAUAUAUGCUUGGUGCUCUGCAGCUGUGGGCGCUGAGAGGGAAGGUCCUUGCGAGCGGGCGCUUAACGGAGAAGCAGUUUCACGACACGGUGCUGCGGAAUGGAUACAUGUCUAUCGAGUUGGUGCGGGCUGUCCUUUUGGAUAGGGAACUGACAGCAGACUAUAAGCCUCAGUGGAGGUGGUAUGCGAAAAAGAAAUAGUCCCUGCCCUUUGGCAAUCUGGUGCUGUAUAUAGCCGGUAGAUGUACAUAUCACUGUAUAUAUAAUACGGAGGCAGUCGGGAAAGACAGACUUUGGUCAAUUGCUAGCUAAGUUCGAGACUAUCAGAAUCCCAC
This is a messenger RNA of [Torrubiella] hemipterigena, 1907 nucleotides long. The record is from the annotation of a GenBank genome assembly. NCBI's taxonomy places the organism in Eukaryota, Fungi, Ascomycota, Sordariomycetes, Hypocreales, Clavicipitaceae.